Molecule: messenger RNA, 5746 nt
Organism: Nothobranchius furzeri (turquoise killifish)
Lineage: Eukaryota; Metazoa; Chordata; Actinopteri; Cyprinodontiformes; Nothobranchiidae
Gene: arhgap31
Product: Rho GTPase activating protein 31
Biological process (GO): small GTPase-mediated signal transduction
Cellular component (GO): lamellipodium
Molecular function (GO): GTPase activator activity
Source: RefSeq, a predicted model, not a curated record
UGGGAGAGAACCAGAUGACAACUGUUCUCCUCCAAUAACCUUACUUCCCUCCCUCUUUUAAAAAAUCUCUGCAACAACCCGGUCUCCCGUCACUCAGAUUAUUUAGGAUAGAAGGAGUGUGCGUGGGACUGCGUGGAGGUCUGGGCUCCAGAACAGGCGGUGGAAGGGGGGAGACUGGAAUGAAGGAAAAGAGGAGGAGAGAGCGCGACUGGCUGGGGGUAGAAAAACAACCGGAAACCCAGUGAUUCCAGUGCUGUUUCUGCAAAUCCACCAGACAGAACAAGAGCCUGCCUCGUCCCAUCCAAACUAACUCCUUUUCUCCAGUUUGUCUCCUAAAAUAAUAAGAUCCUGAAGGAGGUGAAGCCUCAAACGUGACGUCGGUGCGGCUCUCAGUCAGUAGCAGUGUGAUUAGCCAGUCUGAGCGGAUGCAGACAUUUGGGAGCUGUGUGCUGAGAUUUCUUUCUGCUCUGCCAUCUCAAACGAUUUUGAGGUCCUAUGGAUCCGUCUUUGUGCUUUCAAGGAACCUCUUGUGUUAAUCGUCCUGACUACUAACGGGAGCCACAUGAAGAAUAAAGGGAACAAGCAGAAAUCCAAAAAGAAAGGAAAUGAAAAUGUGUUCGGCUGUGACCUGAUAGAACUUCUCCAGAACUCAGGACAAGAUGUUCCUCAGGUCCUGAAGAAAUGUGCAGAGUUUAUUGAGAAGUUUGGGAUUGUGGACGGCAUUUACAGACUUUCUGGGGUCACCUCGAACAUCCAGCGCCUCAGGCAGGAAUUCUGCUCUGAGGUGUGCCCUGACCUUACAAAGGAAGUGUACCUCCAGGACAUCCACUGUGUGGGUUCCUUAUGCAAGCUGUACUUCAGGGAGCUACCCAAUCCUCUGCUCACGUUCGAGCUGUACAGCAAAUUCACCGGAGCUGUUUCAGUUCAGGGAGAUCAUGAGAGGCUGUUACACAUCCAGAGUGCUGUCAAAGAGCUGCCGACAGCUCACUUCAGGACUCUAGAGUACCUCACCAAGCACUUGGCCCACCUCGCCACUUUGAGCAGCCAGACAAACAUGCAUACACGUAACCUGGCCCUGGUCUGGGCUCCAAACCUGUUGAGAUCCAAGGACAUUGAGGCGUCCUCUGGUAAUGGAGACAUGGCGUUCCAGGAGGUACGGAUACAGCAGUCGGUCAUUGAGUUUAUUUUAAACCACGUAGAGCAGAUCUUCAACAGUGAUCCUGUGCCAGUUAAAGCCAAAGAAGGACCCAGUUUGCUGUGCGGAGAGAAGAAGUACGCCACGCUCCCGAUCAGCGGCCAGUGUGGGCCGAUGAAGCUGAUGAGCCUGGAGGAGGCCCAGGCUCGCUCCUUGAGUCCAAACCAUCCUGUUCACAAAGAGCGUCAGCGAGAGAACAGCCUUCCCGACACGAGCACGGCGACGCUCUAUCACACCGUCAUAGAAAUAUCAGACCACAAGAGGAGAUUUUCUGGCAAAUCUAAGAAGUGGAAGUCCAUCUUUAACCUUGGAAAAUCUGUUGACUCAAAGGGAAAACUGAGCCGCAACGGCAGCGUUUUGACAAGAGGACAGGGGGUGACAGAAAAAGCAGCGCUGCGCUCAUCCAGGAGCAUGGAGUCGUUAUGCAUAUCACCACCAGGUGCAGACAGACCAGAAGUCAAUAAUCCAGUAGGCGGAUCCAGCAGUGUUUUUAUUCCUGAUGUAAAAUCCAGAACUCUGGGAUCCGACUCGCUCUGUGACCUGACUGAGCACGACCCGAGCUGGGAGGUUAAAGAGAAAACCUCUGGCGGGGCGACAGCUGUGUGGAGCUCCAGCAUGAACCAGAAGGACUCUUCAGGAGCUUCCUCUCAGAAGUCCCUCCCAGAGCAGCUUAAAGUGUUCAAAGGUGAUGACCUCAGCAGUUACAAGCCCUCGUCUCCUAAAAGCAGGAGGAUGCUCUACGCCGGAUAUUCCCACAGCAACUCCUCACGGCCCUCAUUCCCAGGAAGCUUCUUCCCACUGGAGUCCUCACCGAGGCACCAACGCAGAGCCAUCAACAUUUCUGAGCCUUUCGCCGUGUCCGUACCUCUCCGUGUGUCUGCUGUUAUCAGCUCCAACAGCACGCCAUGCAGGGUGCACAGCAAGGACAAAGCUGCCACUCUAAGAUCCAGCAAGGAGCCCUCAGAGCAGAGCAGCAACUUCAAAAAGAGCAACACGUUCCCCCUGCUGGAGCCAAAGAGGCAGGAAGGAACAGAGAAGAAGCUCAUGGACGAGCUGGCCGCUAGAGCUUCACCAGAUGAUACAAGCAGACAAGUGAUGCAGAAAGAUGAAGGAGAGAAGAAACCCUCUGACCUGGAAGCCCUGCCUCACGCUCUUCCUGCUGGAGAAGGCAAAGAUACAGACCCACCUUCUGGAGAAGAGCGCCAUCAGCCCACGCAGAACCAACUGGAUCGGGGAUCCUCUACUGGGAAAGAAGUCCACCCCGAGCUGAAGAUAACUGAGCCCGAAACCAACCUGCUGGACGCAUCUUUGAAACCAGUUUUCUUCUCGACGAGUGCUUGUGUGAACCCAAAGUUAACAAUGGAUGUGAAGUCGAAGCGAAGUCGUAGCUCCCCGUCUCUAUCUUUGCUCUGUAGGGAGCCAUCCCAAAGUACCCCUCCCAGUGAUCAUGUGACUUCUACCAGAUCUGAUUGCAAAAAGAAGCAGCCCUCAGAACCAGACCUCUUGUUUGUUGUUCAUAAAAACAUUGACCUCACAUCUGGUGGAAAAUCUCAUAAUCUUCAACUUCUGGAUGCAUCAGAGCAGCAACCACGGCGAAAAGUCCCAGCGCUAAACAAAAACGAGCCACCUUACGCCAAACAAAGCCAACGUCCUGCGAAGGAAGCCAGUUUGCAUCACGUUAUGAACCACCUGACACUAAAAGACCUUCCACAAGUGGCUAACUUCUCAGUAGCAGACAGCACAGACAGAAAACAUGAAACUCAUCACGGGGACAAAGAAAUGCCACAUGUGAUCCCUGAGACGGACGCUGGCCAGAGGCUGUCCGUGUGCUUAGAGGAGAAACACGCCUCAGUGGAACCGCCGAACCUCGAGGAUGAAGAGGGGUGUGGGGAGCAAAUGGAGGAGCUGGACUUGGUGGAGCCCUGGGAUGAUCUCAGCUCCACUAAGCAGUGGGUGACCAGCCCUCUGCACUCACCUGAUAUAGAAGAGUUGCUCAACCAGCUGUCACCUUUCAGCCCACAGGAAGCAACUCUGAGCUCUGAGGGAAACAAGCAUUCAUCUCUGUCAGCUGAUGAUAAUAAACAAUCUGUUAUCAGGACUGAUCAAGUCUCAGGAAACCCUCCACCAACAGUUCCUAUGAGAGCGCGUGAAACCAGCAACAAUGCAACACAACCUCAGGCUGCAAAGUGCAACACAACCAAACAGAAAAAUACAGUUUCAUCUCAGAGGUUCAACAGACAAACGUCGUUUGAGACAGUCGUCCCAGAGAGACGAGAGGAGAACCGCUUCUGUAAACACAGGCCCUACUCGCUGAACCUGGACCUGGACCUGGGCCAUCGUUACAUCAGAGAUAUUUCUAAUCAACAGAACUGUAAGUCAUCAGAGUUCUCACUAUGUCAGAAAGGCUCGCUGGCCUCGGCUGCAACUGGGAGCAAAGGCCACUCGGAGUUGGACCUGUUUCUGAACGAUCGACAGGCGCCUCUUCGUCGAAACUCGGCUCCGGUCAGCGUGUCGUCAGUUCGGACAGCCUUCAUGAUUAAAACGUGUCAAGCCAAAGCUGUGCCGGUCAUCCCUCCAAAGGUCCAGUACAGCCAGAUACCUCGGUUGAGACACGAGGGGGAUUCCAACCCAGUAAAAGAACAAGAAAAGGGCCGUCCUAAGAUCAGUGCAGAAACCAGCAGUGCAGCGCCGCCUCUUCCUCUGAUGUUGAUGUCAGACCUACCAGAACAGCUGGAGAAUAAAAAGCCUGGUCCCAAACAGCAAAAAACCCCAAGUGUUCAAAAAUCCGCAGAGUCUGUAAAGACCACCUCCACGCCAGAGCUGCCUGUCAUAACCAGGAGACUCAACCCGAAUCUGGAGGUCUUCGUGGAUUGUCCCAGACCCAACAGAGCAAACUUGUUACAAAGACCAUCCUUCAGGAAUCGACAGAGACCUCAGAGUCUCAUCCUCCUCAGCCCUCCUUUCCCCAUCAUGGACUAUCCGCCGUCAGGAGAUGACGGGAGGCUCCUGUCGUCCAUCAAGAACCUGAACGACACAUCUGCCCUUCUUUCUAAGGAGAAUUUCAGGACGUCAGAGGGGAUUUCUCUUCACAAUAAAAUGACGAUUCCAAAAAGUGGACAGAGACUGGAGACGUCCACCAGCUGCUUCUACCAGCCUCAGAGGAGGUCGAUGAUAUUUGACAGCAGGAGCCACCGGCAGAUCGAGUGACCAGAAGAAGGCUGGUUGCAUGUAAAUAGAUGGAGGGUCUUACAGAGGAAACAGAGGGAGAUGAUAAUGAUAAUCUAUGGGAUUUAGUUUUUUAUAUUCUGUGAAAGAUUAAGUUUAAAAAAAGGUUCAAAAACAGGAACUUGAAGCCAUAAUUGAAACGAGAUCCAAAGCAGUAACUAAAAACUUUCCUCAACUUUGUGUUCUUAUUGACUUUAUACUUUAGUCAUUUUUAUUAAUUGAUUACCUGUAAAUUAAAUAUUCAUUUAAACAGAAAUCACAUUAGAGCAUGAAAAAUGACAUCAGAGGUGAUCAACAGGAGAAGGCGGUGAACCUAAAGAUAUUGACUUGAAAAUUUGCACAAAUAAAAUAUAUUAGUCUGUCCCAUCCCUCUCUGCUGUGCUUCAGCUCAGGCUCCACUUUUAUCUUUUUAAUAGCAAAUAGCAGCAGUGGAUGUGAACUGUUACUCUUUUCAUGCCCUAUUUGGUCAUGCCUGAUCCCAUUCAGGACUACCUCAGCUGAGAUUUCAACCAUCCUCUAAUAAACACUGCUGACGUCUGAUUCACAAGUAUUCUUAUCGUCUAAAGAAAAAAAUCCACAAUUGCUAAAGCUAAUUUGUGGGUAUGAAUUGCAAAACAUAGAACACUUGUCUUGAAUUUGUGCACAUCGAUUUGCGCAUCCCUGAGCUGUUGAUUCAAGGUAAAUGUAGAAGAAAAUGAAGGUCCUGCAUCACAGGAUGAGUUUCAGCUGGUUUGGACAAAACUAACAGGUUUAUUUAAGCCCAAAGUUGGUUUAAGUGGGGAUUUUUAUAAACAAUAAUCUUUCUCAGAUAGCUCUUUGAACAACCUACGUUUGGGGGAAAUUGUUAAAUUCUCCCCAACAUAAUGAACUAGUUUGUCACAAUAAAGUUUGUUUUACACUAUUUAAAUUUUUGAUGCAGUGUUUGAAAAAUAUAAAAUGUUGACUGUGAUCGUCAAAUCCUCCUCCAGCUGUAAAUAACCAUAGCACUCUAUGCAAAUGAAUGUGUACGGAAAGCCAAAGAGUUAUGAAAUAGUUUUUGAGUUCAAAGUUCUUUUGAACAACAGUAAUUUACUUCAGGGCUAGCUUCACUGUGACAAGCCCUUGUCACAAGUAAUCUUUGUUUCUCUAAAAUGAGGUUGUUCAAGCAGCAGAUGUUCAUUAACUGCCCACAGGAACCCACUUUAAGGUUAAAUAAAAAAUAAAAAUAAAGCUCUAUUGCAUGCUCACAUAAAAGAGAAAUUAUGACGGAGUGAAGGUGCUGAAGAACCUCCUAAGUUCAGGUUUUGAAUCGUUUUAGUUUUUUUUCUUCCACAAAACAAUUUAAAU